Cuscuta campestris is the source of this 1993-nucleotide messenger RNA. NCBI's taxonomy places the organism in Eukaryota, Viridiplantae, Streptophyta, Magnoliopsida, Solanales, Convolvulaceae. The record is from the annotation of a GenBank genome assembly.
AGUACAGAUCUCAAGGUCUGCUGCGGCUCCGGGAGGGAUGUUGAUGAACAGAGCCGGGCGGAGGUUCGAGCAGAAGAUCCGGCACUUGCGGACCGCCGUACAAAGCCGCGGAGAAGAUGAAGGAAACUGGCUCUACUCUUCCGAGUGGUGGGACAGCAACGGCACCGAUGGCAAAACUGUUUUCCGAUCAGUUUCCGACAAGGGAAACGGCGAAGUUUCCGUCUUAGCUUACCCUUCAUCCAAACCAGUUCGCUCUCCUCUUCCUCUAACUUUAAUUUUUCGCAUUACCGUGUUUUAUUGCAUGCCUAUACUCCCAUUGUUAUUGAUCAUAAAUCCGUUCAUGUCUCGUAGUUGUUUGUCGAUUGAAUUAAGAAAUUUGUGUGUGAGAGCUAAUUGAAGUAUCUAGUGGUAAAAAUUAGGGUUUGAUGUUUGAAUGCUGAUUCAUGAAUUGAAUAGAAAGAGCUUAUUUAAAUGUUUACUAACUAUACUUUCAGUGUAUAACCAUUGUGUUUGCUGAGAACCUCUUUUGUGAUUGAGUUUGCGGAGGGGGGUUUAAGUGAACACAUUGUAUGCAUCUCUAUGUUCUGUGAAAUCCCUUGGUUUUUUUGUCAAUAAAUUUAUUUUACUUUUCGUUCUUAAGUUCUUCUUUAUUUAUUUAUACUACGUAUUACACAAACAUUAUGAAAUCAAAAUAUGUGUGAAAUGUUUGAAAAGAAUGAUCAUGUUUCAUUUUUGUUUGAAUUUUCCAUGGUAAAAUCAAACAUAUCAAGAAAAUAAUUUCCUCUAAAAUUUCGAGUUUCUUCUGUGAUCCAAAGAUACCCUAAAAUCUAUUGCAGGACAAAGUUUACUGGGGGAGAACAGAGAAGUGGCUACAGGAAAGGUUUGCUGAGUUACAUCCAGGUUAUAAUGGACACCAUGAGAAUUUCAAGAUUCUUGGUUACCAGUGGCGAGCUCUUCGAUUUAAUGAAGAAACUCGCCAGAGCACUGUUAAAGUAAUGUCUUUUUACAGAAAGUCAGAUCCGGAUUCUUUGUUCUUGAUGCAGCAGCCACAUUGCCUGGCCAUUCCAUAUGUAAAGAGUAUGAUUUCUGCUGGGCUAGCUACUAUCUCCUCUUGCAACUAUGAUCUCCGGAAAGCUAUAUGUGGGGCGAAGAAGAUGAAUAUCUUGUGCAUAGGUCAUGGUGGAGGAAGCAUACCAUUAUUCUUAGCAAGUAAAAUUCAAGGUGCUAUGGUGCAUGAUGUUGAAAUUGACCCUACUGUCAUCUCAGCUUCAGUGCAAGCCAUGGGGUUCCCAUCUUCUUCUUCACUUGUGACUUCUCCUCCAUCUACCAACUCCAUCCAAGAAAUGCUAUGGAAAGGAACACACGAGAGGAUCCGUUUGUACGAAUCAGACGCCGAGCAUUUCAUUGCGGACCCCACCCGUCCCCAUUACGACAUCGUGUUCAUCGAUGCAUAUGACGGCGACGAUGUCUUUCCCUACAAGCUCUGGGACCCGCACUUCCCGUUCCUCAAGGCCCUAGGCGACCGUCUCCACCCCGAGCACGGGACGGUGAUUGUGAACCUCCACUCGGACGUAGACUAUAGGGACACCGCCGCCGGUGGAUCCGGCGACAGCAGCCACUAUUUGCCCAUGGGCCCCUACAUGAAACAAGUGUGUGGGGCCUACAAGGAGGCGUUGCUCGGGAAUGGGAAGAAUUCGGACGGUGUGGCAUACGCCGUUUCUGUGCCGUGGGUGUGUAACACGUCUCUCGUUGUAGCUAGGGGUUUCGGAAAAGGUGAGAGUGGAAGUUGUUUAAACAGAGAAAGUGUUUUGAAUACACUGAUGAGCAAAGCCAUUGAAGUUGAGAAAGCUCUUGGCUUGCCGUUUUUGUGUUUGGGAUAUAUCAAAAGAGGCUUUACUCUUGUGGACUGAAAUUUUGAUCUAUCAUUUGUUCUUUACAUAAUAUCUUCUUUUUAUCAUUCGAGAACACUAAUGAAUAAUGAUGUUUCAAAUAA